Messenger RNA from Leopardus geoffroyi (Geoffroy's cat), 1532 nucleotides. RefSeq names its product canopy FGF signaling regulator 4 (gene CNPY4). Gene Ontology annotation, cellular component: endomembrane system. Gene Ontology annotation, molecular function: signaling receptor binding. The transcript has 6 exons. The coding region runs from base 145 to 885 and encodes 246 amino acids. NCBI's taxonomy places the organism in Eukaryota, Metazoa, Chordata, Mammalia, Carnivora, Felidae. The record is from RefSeq and is a predicted model, not a curated record.
CUUUCCGGCCGGGACUGCGCGUGCGCCUCGCAAGCCAGGCUGGCUAGAAGUUCCCGCCGACACCGCCUCGAAAUUUAAAGGGCCCGCUGCCUUCACGAAGUUGGUUUGAAGGCAAGGGGUUGUUGGUUUGGAGAGCACUUUGUCAUGGGACCUGUGCGGUUGGGAAUGUUGCUUUUCAUUUUGGCUGCGUACGGCGCUUGGGUUGGGACGUCGAAGGAGGACGAUGACACAGAACGCUUGCCCAGCAAAUGCGAAGUGUGUAAACUGCUGAGCCUGGAGCUACAGGAAGAGCUGAGUCGCACUGGCCGAUCUCGAGAGGUGCUGGAGCUGGGGCAGGUGCUGGACACGGGCAAGAGGAAGAGACAUGUCCCUUACAGUGUUUCAGAGACAAGGCUGGAAGAGGCCUUGGAGAAUUUGUGUGAGCGGAUCCUGGAUUACAGUGUUCAUGCUGAGCGCAAGGGCUCACUGAGAUAUGCCAAGGGUCAGAGUCAGACCAUGGCAACACUGAAAGGUCUGGUGCAGAAGGGGGUGAAGGUGGAUCUGGGGAUCCCUCUGGAGCUGUGGGACGAGCCCAGCGUGGAAGUCACAUUCCUCAAGAAGCAGUGUGAGACGAUGCUGGAGGAGUUUGAAGAUGUUGUGGGAGACUGGUACUUCCACCAUCAGGAGCAGCCCCUACAGCAUUUUCUCUGUGAAGGUCAUGUGCUCCCCGCUGCUGAAACUGCGUGUCUACAGGAAACUUGGACUGGAAAGGAAAAGAUCACAGAUGGGCAAGAGAAGACAGAAGAGGAGGAGGAGCAAGAUCAGGAGGAGGAGCAAGAUCAGGAGGAAGAGGAAGGGAUGACUAACACACCAGGGCACCCCAAGCGUGACCCAGAGGAUCUUUGACCCCUGCUUUUGUUUGAGUCCUCAGGAGGGGCAGGGGUCCUGGAGAAGAACCCUCUGAAGUCUGAGCAAUCCCUUCCCUGCCCCACAUAAGGGUUUGUGUGUAUGUGCGAGGGAUCCCACCCCAAGGCUUGUAACUGUUCUCUCCUAUCUGGUCUCAGGCAGGAUCCUGGUGGUGCAGCAUGGCAUGGCUACGGGGACAAAGGUGGGAGCAGUAGGUGGAAGGCCUGCCCCAACAGAUCAGCCCUCUGCCUGCCAUCUAGCCCCUUAACUGUCAGGUGUGUGGGGGGACAGUAUUGAAGGCUUUCCCCUUUAAAUAUCUGUCCUACUCCCCACCCCACCCAGAGGUCAAUGAAGGCAUUGGAGCUGUGAGCCUUAGGAAAGUCACUUCGCCCCUCGGGGGUCUGUUUUUAGACCCUUCCAAGGAAGAAGCCAGCGCGGACAUUCUCUACGACCUAUACACACGCUGCCUGCAUCUAGGAGGCUACAAGCCAACAAAUUUAACACGACGGGGACACUGUAACAGGAUGGGGUGAUGUUGAUAAGCGGGGUAGAUAUUUGGUCUACUUCAUAUUAAUUUCACCGAGGGCCCACCAUGGGAUUUCACAGGUGCCAAAUUUUCUAUAUCGCUAGUAAAUUUUUUAAAAAUA